Brassica rapa (field mustard) is the source of this 6096-nucleotide messenger RNA. Its product is annotated as monothiol glutaredoxin-S4. Lineage: Eukaryota; Viridiplantae; Streptophyta; Magnoliopsida; Brassicales; Brassicaceae. The record is from RefSeq and is a predicted model, not a curated record.
CAGUAAGGAGAGUUUUAGGAAUGGAUAUUGAGAGAGAUCGUGAAAGGGGGAUUCUGACAAUAUCUCAAUCUGGUUAUAUCAGGGAAUUCAACAUGGAUGAUCAAAGAGUGUGUCAACGCCUGUUGAUGCACAUUUCAAAUUGGCUGCCGUAGAUGAUGAUGAAGCAGAAACAAGUAUGUACGAUAUUCCAUAUGCUAAUGCUAUCAGAAGCAUAAUGUAUGCUAAGAUAGGUACAAGGUGUGAUUUGACGUAUGCGUUGGGGUUGAUUAGCAAGUUUAUGAGUAAGCUUGGGAUGGCUCAUUGGACUGCGGUUAAGUGGGUAUUGAGAUACCUGAAGGAAACACAAAAUCUGAAAGUGUGCUUCAAGAAGAAUGAAGUGUUUUGGACUGAAGAUUUCUGUGAUUUUGAUUUUUCUUCGGAGCUGGACAACAGAAGGUCGAUCUCAUGUUAUGUUUUCUUAGCUGGUGGGAAUACAAUCAGUUGGAGAUAAAGUAUACAAUGUGUAGUGGCUCUGUCAACUACUGAAGUGGAUUAUAUGCCGCUGGUUGAAGCGGUUUAAAGAAGGAAUGUGGUUAAGGGGCUUAGUGAAGGAGCUUGGAUUCAAGCAAGACACGGUGGAUAUAUCGUGUGACUCUCAAAGUGCAUUUUUUCUAGCAAAUAACAAUGUGUAUCAUGAGAGUACUAAACACAUCAGCAGAAAGAUGCAUUUCAUCAGGAAAAUUAUCGCUCAAGGUGAUGUAAGUGUGAAGAAGAUAUGUACUUCUAAGAAUCCUGCUAAUAUAUUAACCAGGGUUGUUCCGGUUAAGAAGUUUGAGGAAGCGGUGGACUUCCUUUGGGAUGUCCGAACAUUGAGGAGCAUUCGAUAUCGCCUGGCAAAGCACAUGUUUGCUUAACCUAAGUAGUGGAUCACGUUUGAUGUCAUCAAGGUGGUUGUUGCGAUUCGUCAAGGAAUCCGUCAGGGAUUUCGUUAGGAUUUGGUGAUGAAAAUCAAACAAGAUCGUUUAACUUAAACCAAGACAAUGAUGUUAUAUUAGAAAAGGGAAAUAUCACUUUUAUAAAGUUAUGGAAGUUGAUAGGAUCCUGAAAAUAUUACUUUCAAGAUUUAUGGAAGUUAGAAAUAUUUUGAAAAUAUUCCUAAUAGGUUUAUGGAAAGGGUUGAAUAUCAUAAUCCAGCUAGGUUAAUGUAAUAGACUCCUACUAUAUAAGAAGAGCUCGUGUAUACUCUUCUCUCUCGUCCAAGUAAGACAAUUGUAAGCUUGUGAGAGAGAUGUUUUAUAUCUUUAUUCUUAAGAUUAUAAAUUAUUGCCUCUUGCAAAGCUCCAGAGACAUCAUAGCCAUUCUAGGUGAACUCUGGGUAAAUAAUUACAUGUGUUCAUCUUCUAUAUUUUUCGCGUUCUUUUUCUGUUCUCCAUUAUUUUACAAACUUAAUUUUCUAACUUUCUUUGGCGAGUUUAUUAGAGAGUGUGUUAGAGUUUGUUUGUUUGAAUCUAAAAAAAAAAAAAAAAGGUCAAACAGUUUUGCUAAGGUGGUUUUAACAGUAUGGAGCUGAUUUUUUGCGUCUCUAGUUUUCUAGUGUAGAUUAUACAUGGGUUGUACUGAUAGACCCACAAAUUCUGCGGCAAAAGUCUGACAUAUAUAGAAACUUGAGAGGAAUGUAGAGAUAUAUCUUGGGCAAUCUUUAUGAUUGGAGAGUUGAAAAUGAUGUUCCACACCAAUAUUUUCCCAUCAUUGAUCAGCAUGCUCUCUUCCAGCUUGAGAAUGUUAUAAAGAAAAUACAGAAGUGUUACGAGAACUACCAGUUUUUCAAAAUAUUCCAGAUCAUACAACGACUCACAAUUAUUGAUAUGUCAAAUUUCUACUUUGAUAUUGCUAAAGAUAGAUUGGAUACUAGGGGAACCUCGAGUUUUUCCAGAAGAAGCUGUCAGAUAGUUCUUUCAGAAAAUCUUUUAUUCAUAUUGAGAGUCACACCCAUAGUACCUCACCUAGCAUAGGAUGUCUGGAAAAAUCUCCCUUUCGAGUACACAUAUAUAUGAAGUUAUAUCUGCAACAAAAUUUGUUUUUGAACUUAAAUGACCUCUAUUGAACUAACAAUAAGUUUGAGACAGUCUUCUCAUUUACAUGUUUGGUUAUUUAAAUUUUUUAUCUUGUUUCUUGCAACUUGUUUUUUACUUGUUUUGUUUAGGUGAUAGUUUAUUUAUUACUUUGUUAUUGCAAUUCGGAUUAAAAUUAUGAUUUAUUCUAUAUUUGGUUUAGAUUAGACAAAUACUUUAAUUUCUAAUGUUUUAGAUUUUGUUUCUUGUGGUUUUGAAUUUUACUACAAAAUAGCAUGUUAGAGAUGGCAAAUGAGCUUACCCGCGACCAUUUGUCAUGUCCUACUGCAGUUUCGGUUUCAUUUGGGUUGUUGCAGACCGUACCGCUGCGAGACGAGGUCCCAGAGGUAUGACCAGUUCUGCCCUGGUCCUAUAUAUAUAUAUAUAUACCAUAGUGUAAAUUUUUUUAUUUUUUUUUUGAAAAAGGACUUCUUACCAUAGUGUAAUGCUAAUAAUAAUGUAACCGCUAUCAGCUAGAUUUUACGGAUAAUCCAGUGGCUCCACAAUAAAACUUUCUAAUUUUCAUGACAGAAAUUAAAUAUGAAAACUAUGGAUCUAUGCGUAGCAGUCAACUUAAUUAAAUGUACGUAAUGUGAUAAACUCAGUGUUUUGAAACCCUGAUCCGGACCCGCGGUUGAACCGGUAAAUCCGAUAAUCUAGAAAAAAUCCAGUUUGGAUUUUAUGAAAAGCCCAAUAUUUAGAAACCCGAAAAAGCUUAGUAAAACAUAGAACCCGAUAGCGGUUGAACCACCGGUUGAACCACCAGUUAAGUCAAUAAAUAACUUUUACUUCUUGUUUUAGUUUUUAAUUAUAUUUUUAGAUUAUAUUUUAUAUAUUCUAAAUUUCCAAUUAAGAAAUUAGGUAUUGACAAAAAAAAAAACAAGUUAGGUUUUUUUUUUUUUAGUUUUAUAUUUGUGAUUUUUAAAUUUUGAUGAAAAUUUCACUAUGUCACCUGAAGAAAAUAAAGUGAACGAUGGUAGAGAGAACCAAAAUUAGUUCAUGUGGUUUGGUGUUAGUUUAUUUUCGUUAUUGAUAAUUUAUUAUAAUGAUUUUUUACUUUUGGAUUAUUUUGUAUUUGAAGUUUAAUUUAUUAUUCAUAUUAGACAUUUAAAUAUUUAUAAAUUUUGUGUCUUGAUUUUUUAGAUAUCAUAACUCUUACCUUGUUCGAGAAAAUUUUAAGUAGUCUAAACUUUUUUUUGAUAUUUUGUAUGUCAAAUGAAAAUAAAAAUAUAAAAACUAAAGUUAAGUAUUUUUUUUAAAUGUUCUUAAACAUAAAAUAUAUACAUAUCCAAACUAUUAUUUUAUUUUCUAAAAAACAUUUAGGAAAUAUUAAACUUUAGUUUCUAUAUUUUUAUUUACAUAGCUGAUAUAUUAUUAUAUAAUAAAAUUAGUUUAUUUAUUAAACCGCGGUUCACUCGCGGUCGAUCCAGUGACCCAACAACCCGGUAAGUCGUCCGGUCCGUAAACUAUAUAUCCUUUGAGAAUGAAAAUAUGUGGUCGACUGGCCGUACUAUAAAGAUAUGACAUUAUUUGUCCGUAUAAAAUAUUCCUCGCAUUAGUUCAAAAUUUUUAUAUAUUCCUCGCAUGUAAAAAAGAUUUUGUUUUCUGUACGUUUUAUCGAUUUAGUUGAUAGUUUAUUCGUUAGCUGUAAGAGGCAAAGAGUGAAGGAGGUGCGAGCCGAUUUUAGCCUCAAAUUCUCAGAUUCUCCCACUAUCUUAAUUUCAUUAUUUAAAAUGUGUUUUUUUUGUCCAAUAAACUUGAUUCUUAAAAGUUCACAAAAAAAAAAAAACUUGAUUCUUAGAAAAAAUGGCUACAAACGCAUAUAUGAUAUAGAUUUACGUACCUUAGGAAAUUAUAUAUAAAGAACCCUUAUAGACCCUUCACAACAUCAAAUACUUAAACUCAAAUUAUCAUCUUCACACAAAGAUAUCGCAAUCUCUUUAAAAGUCCUCUAGUAAUCAUCCCUUAUCAUACAUUUUAAUCAAAACAUUCCCAAUUUUCCAACUGCAAGCUCAGUUUUAAUAUUUGCUUCACAUUUUUUACACAAAUGGAGAAGCUACAGAAGAUGAUUUCCGAGAAGUCGGUUGUGAUCUUUAGCAAGAACUCGUGCUGCAUGUCUCACACAAUCAAGACUCUCUUCUUAGAUUUUGGCGUGAACCCGACGAUCUGUGAGCUAGAUGAGAUCAACAGAGGAAAGGAGAUAGAACAAGCACUGGCUCAGCUGGACUGCAGCCCCACCGUGCCGGUGGUGUUCAUAGUAGGUCAGCUCGUCAGUGGAGCCAAUCAAGUCAUGAGUCUUCAUCUCAAUCGCUCUCUCGUUCCGAUGCUUAAACGCGUUGGGGCGUUAUGGCUUUGAUUAAUAUAAACAAAUACUUACGACCGAACGUAGUUUGAUAAUUAAUGACAAUAAUCAAAGGAUGAAAAAAUCAUAUAAAUGUAUGUAUGAAAGUUUUGUCUAUCUAUGUUUUAAAAGGAUAGAUAGUGACAUAUGUGGGUACCUAUUCUGUAACGUGUGGCUAAAUUUUCUGAUAGAAAAUUGGUUAGCGUUGGAUCUUUCCGUAGCCAUUUAUAUAUGUACGUACAUUUUUGUAAAUGCACGCAUGCAUUUAGAAAAUAAAUGGCACAUAGCAAAUGUACAAAUAUAUAACCGGUGCUUCUAGUUCUGGUGGUAAAGGAUUCACGGCUGUGAGUUUCGUCACCUGGAUUCUAAUUCCGACCACUGCAGUAUUCACAUGCGGUUCUGCAGCGCCCCGGGACAGAAGAUCGUCCCAUGUCCUUCGUGUGACUCUGGUUCGUAGUUGUCUCGGUCUCUAGUCUGGACUCACUUUGGUGAGGGUCAGGACAUCCGAAUUAUCAAUAUGAAACCGAUCGAACGGAUAAAACUGGUAUCUAAACGUGAAGAUUCUGUUGAAGAUGCAAAGAUCAUGUGGAAGUUCUGAUAUAGACGCAAGUACAACAACGAAUGGAGCAUAGUCUACGACAAUGAGUGCGCAUACGGAUGAACAAGACGAAGUGAAGAUCGAGACUUGAAGAACGGAUUGCGGACCAAGUUAGAAUUAAUGCAAAGACAUCUUGAAGGGCAAGCAUGAAGAGAUUCACCUUGGAAAAGGGAGAUCUCACGAUGGGAAGUUCCUUAAAGAUUUUGUAUGAGUUUUAGGGAACUUACCAUAUUUGGUUAGUUAGUAAAUAUUGGGUAGAUAAGCUAGGUUAGUCGAUUUGACUAUUUUGUAUAUAUAGUCUCUUACUACAUAUGUAUUAGGGUUGUCGCUGAAAUUGUAUUCUUAGCAUAAGAGUGGGUUUCAUAAGCUUGUAAGCAAGUGAAAGUACUAAGGGCUAAGGAGAGAGAUUCUAGAGGUCUUGUAUUCGACCUUAGGACGUGUGAGGCUAGAGCAACAAGUCAAGUGGGUCUUGAUCCCCACUUGACUUGUUGAAGUUAUGUUUAAGGAGAUACUUGUAAGUUCAAUUUAAAAGAAUACUAGUAAUACACAUAUCUUUGUAGAGAUAGUCUUCGUGUGCUUUUUGCUAUACGUUUGUGCCAUAGUUCUCACAUUUAUACUUGUAUAUACUUUUUUGAUAAUCUUGCGUAUAUCUUUUAUAAUGAAUUCUUAGUUAUAAAAUUUUAAUAUAUUUUAUUAAAGAACCAUGAGUCUUACUUUAGCAAAUAAAACAAAUAUUUACAGUUUUCUUCCAAGAAAUAGGCUAUUUUUUAUGGAGAAACUGUGAAAUCCGUUGAAAAUAUGCUAUACUAACAGUUUUCACUGAGAAGUUUCAUUUUUUUUUGGACAAAAUCAAAAAAGUAUGAGAAAACGAAUUACGAACGCGAUGCAAAAUUCAGGUUUGUUGAGAUAUGUUGAAAUCAGGACAUGCUACUGUAUAUAAUACCACAAUUGAAUGACAUGUCAUUGGGGUGAUUGGUUGGGUUAUAGGAGGUGACUUUAGCUUUAAUUUUUAUCUACAGCUUCAAAAAUUACCAAGCAUGCUUUAUAUUGGUUUCUAUAGCUUAAAA